GGCUUCAGAGUGCGGGUCGGAUAACCCUGAACAGGACCUAGAUUAGGCUAGCUUUUUUUGUGUCCCUCCCUCCCUUUCUUUUCUCUCAUCCCUCCUCUGUCUUUUGCUCUCUCAUUUACUGGAGAGACAAGAACCCCACAUUUGACAAAUAAAAAAAAAUACAACCAACCACUACUACCACCAUGGCAUCCGCAAGCAGCUCCGCACAGGCCGCCUUCGGGCUGGGCAGGAGGAAGAAGAACCCUGGCCUCCUGGACCAGAUUGGAAACUUCUUUGGAGGGGACAAGAAGAGGAAGAGCAAGGGAUCUUUCCGGGGUGCUCUGUCACCAGCCCCUCAGAAAGCCUCCACCACUUCCCCACGUAAGAAGGGCCAGGAGAACGCAGUGGUCCACUUCUUCCGCACGAUCGUGUCCCCUGCCCCUCCCAAGUCUAGGUGGAGAGGACUAGCAGCCAAGAUAGGCCUGGGUGAUCAGAAGUCACAGUCUGCUAAAGCCAAAAAGGGCGGUGCGGGUGACGGCAAAGGAACCCUGACUAGGAUCUUCAAAAUGUGAUGAUAUCAGCAGCAGAGGAAGUAGGAGUGCUUCUCCAGCCAAACGCUGAAGUCCCACAACAACCCCCCCAUCCAACAGCACGAGGGCAAAAGGUCAAGACCACGGGACUCAAGUGGGGAAAAAAAGAGGAAGAAAAGGAGGAAAUCUUGUCACACCCUAACCUCACCCUCCCUUCCCUACCUCUGAUAACACUCUAAUUAUGUACGCUAAAUCCCCCAUCUCACCCUAGUAUCUCCCCACCCCCUUUUUGGCUGGUAGAUAGCGACACAAUCUGUUGCCCCCCCCCCCCCCCCCCCCUGUCCAUGCAUGCUUUGUGCUGAGUCUUUGCUGUCAUCAUGAUCGGUGUGAACUGUUUGCUGAAAGUGAUCCUGAAGCCGCUCACGUGUGCAGCCUGAAUGACCCCCCACCUAUCCCCAACCUCGACUAUACCCAACCCCCGCCUGCCAUGGCUCUCGAUUCAUGUGCUUGAGUUUUUUGUGGACGUCUUUGGAGGCUUUUCUAACAAAAAUGGCGGCUAAACCAAAAGCAGACCUGGAGUAGGUGAAGGUUCCGGCCGGUGAGAGUCCGACUGACUUGACCGUCAUUGCCGCUUGCUGAUUGGAUGAAAAGAACCGGGUCGUUUCUGGUUUAGUAAAGAGCGGUUAUCUGUCUUGUUGCACUUGUCUUUGUCGUUCCCCCAAAAACCCUUUUCUGUGAAUCCAAACACAAACCUGUGUGUCUUUAAGUUGUGUAUUGUGAAAGAUAACGGAUUUGACAUUAUUAAGAGAGCCUUGUGGUCAUUGUGUGUUUUUAUUCAACCUCCUGUGUUUUAGCGGUUAAAGUGUCUUGUCUUUAAUGUUGAUCUAUGUUUGUCCUAAGAGCCCGAGGCUAGCUGUGGAUGUUAUGGUUAAAAAAAUAAUAAUUUCUAAAUCUUCUAAAUCAAUUUUAUGCAAAUGUGACUGAAAAAAAAGUCAUUUCUAACGUGAAUUUUUUUUCACUCUUAUUUCCUGUCCAUAUAUAUCCCUUCUAUUGCACUGUUUCCAGCUUUAAAAAACUGCCAUAAUCUGAAUCUGAGGCGAGAUUUGGCGUUGCAUUAUUCCAGAUUCAGACCUCUCUUCUUUGCUUCAGUGUAGUCUAGAUCACUUCUUUGUCCCUUUGUUUGUAUCUUACACAACCAUUAAAAACACACAAAAAAAAACCCUAGCUCAACAACAAGUGCCUUUCCUCCUCACUACCAAAGCAACACACUGCGUUUCCUCACUGUGGGAAAAACACAAACACAAUUUCAAAAAGGUGCUCUCAAACUAACUCUUUCCAAGUUUUAUGAGAAAAUAAAAAAAGGUUUAGAAUAAUAUUUCAGCACCAACACCGUGCUGAUGGAAACAUCCUCAAUGUGUUGUAAAGCAGGCGUGUGAAAAGUGUAGCCUUCAUCUCUCCUUUUGUUUGUGCGUGCUUGAGCCUUUGUGAGUGCUGUGUAGUGUUUAUCUGAAUGGAUCCUGUGGUUGAAUGUAAAGAUCCUCUUCAUUAUUGUAUGUGUAAUAAAACAUGACCAGCCACUUAACUGAGAAUAAAAAAUAAAAAAUAAUAAAUCUCUAA
Labrus bergylta (ballan wrasse) is the source of this 2126-nucleotide messenger RNA. Its product is annotated as myelin basic protein-like. Gene Ontology annotation, molecular function: structural constituent of myelin sheath. Lineage: Eukaryota; Metazoa; Chordata; Actinopteri; Labriformes; Labridae. The record is from RefSeq and is a predicted model, not a curated record.